AUGGGAGAGACGGGCGACGAUCAGCUAACAUCGAUCCGUAAGCAGCUCGAAAACCUGAACGACGCCACGGACGACAUAAACAGCUAUGAAAUGAAGCUGGAGCACGUCAAGAAGCAAUUCUGGUUCGUUGCCUUUUCCUUCCUUUAUGACAGCAAUUGUCAGUCAUAAAAAACUGGAUUUUUUGCAGCGAAACACAGUUGAUCUUCAACAAAGAAAUCAGUGGGAUUCCGAAAAAGUUGGCUAAACACAUUUCAAAAUCCCGCCUAUUUUUUGACCUGAAAUCACGAGAACCGGACCUCCGAAGACGUGCUCAACAGGCGGCGGCGCUCUUUGAACGCCAGAAAAUCGUCGUCGAAAUGGCUCGUGAGCAGCUGUCAAUUCUGCAUAAUUCGCUGAACAACAACCUGGAAAUGGACGCCGAGAAGAAGUACAUAAACGUGAUUGAGCAACAACUCGAGCUGGUGAACGAGGCGGAAUCUGAGUGUGCGGAUGCGGAACGGACGCACGCCGCGCGGGUGCGCGACCUGCUUCAGAUGGAGACGGCGUUGCGGAAGGCGUUGCAAGAGGACGGGUGAGUAACCAUUAGCGCCCUACUUUAUUGGUGGUAACAUGGCGAUUUGAUGCCUAUUAGCGCUUCUGAAUUAGGCGGAAACAGCAAUCCGUCUUUAGACCGUCGAUCAAAAAGGCGCGCCCCUACUACGAACGGAAAGAAGUGCUGACGAGAACGAUGAAUUCACAAAUCGAGCUUAUCACUAUUCUGGAGCAUGAGGUGAGCUCUUCCCAACAUUUGCGAAGUUAAAAAAAUAUUCUAGGUACAAGAAAGGAAAGACAGCUACAGUACGUCGAUGCGAGUUCUCGAACAAAUCAGCGAACAGAUCCAUCACGAGCGCUCUUCGCAGAACAGUCUCAUCCCCAUCGAUUCGUCGAGCGAAGCGGAAUCCGACGGCCUUUGA
This is a messenger RNA of Caenorhabditis sp. 36 PRJEB53466, 953 nucleotides long. NCBI's taxonomy places the organism in Eukaryota, Metazoa, Nematoda, Chromadorea, Rhabditida, Rhabditidae. The record is from the annotation of a GenBank genome assembly.